Messenger RNA from Rhea pennata, 674 nucleotides. It is a transcript of the gene UFC1, whose product is annotated as ubiquitin-fold modifier conjugating enzyme 1. NCBI's taxonomy places the organism in Eukaryota, Metazoa, Chordata, Aves, Rheiformes, Rheidae. The transcript has 6 exons. Gene Ontology annotation, molecular function: UFM1 conjugating enzyme activity. Gene Ontology annotation, biological process: protein K69-linked ufmylation. Bases 38 to 532 code for a protein of 164 amino acids. Gene Ontology annotation, cellular component: cytoplasm. The record is from RefSeq and is a predicted model, not a curated record.
GCGAAGCCUUUUCCGGUGCGCCCCGCCCGCGGCAAAGAUGGCGGACGAGGCGACACGGAAGGUGGUGGCGGCUCUGCCGCUGCUGCGGACGGCGGCGGGCCCGCGGGACCAGGAGCUGUGGGUGCAGCGGCUGAAGGAGGAGUACCAGGCGCUCAUCAAGUACGUGGAGAACAACAAGAACGCCGACAACGACUGGUUCCGCCUGGAGUCCAACAAGGAAGGCACGCGGUGGUUUGGGAAGUGCUGGUACAUCCACGACCUACUCAAGUACGAGUUCGCCAUCGAGUUUGACAUUCCUGUGACGUACCCAGGCACCGCCCCCGAAAUCGCCAUUCCGGAGCUGGACGGGAAAACAGCCAAGAUGUACAGAGGAGGGAAGAUCUGUCUUACGGAGCAUUUCCGGCCCCUAUGGGCCAGGAACGUGCCCAAAUUCGGCUUGGCUCAUCUCAUGGCACUGGGGCUGGGUCCCUGGCUGGCUGUGGAGAUCCCCGACCUCAUCGCCAAGGGCCUGGUGCAGCAUAAGGAGAAGUGACCGGAGCGGACCUGGACUCAUCGCCAGCGGGAGCCGGGCCAUCCCUACGGACAAUUCCCGCUCCGUCGAAGAGCGGCUCCCAGAUCCCUCGGUCCUCGCUCCCUGCUCUGUUUGCUCCUCCAAUAAACACCGUGGCUGCGCA